Molecule: messenger RNA, 501 nt
Organism: Miscanthus lutarioriparius
Lineage: Eukaryota; Viridiplantae; Streptophyta; Magnoliopsida; Poales; Poaceae
Source: the annotation of a GenBank genome assembly
AUGGAAGGCCCGGAAAACAUGGAAGACGUCGACUUGGAGGAGCAGCCGCUGCCACAUUCACCACCACCGUCUCCGCGGCCGCCACUCCGCAAAUCGUCUAGGAGGAAGCCGGCUGCUGGCAGCCGCUCGCUCGCCACGCCCUUGCGCGCGCUUUCGCUGGUGGUGCUCGUGGUCGGCCUCCUCUUCUCCGUGCACCUGCUGGUCCACGACGUCAGGACGCUGGUGCUCCUCGCGGCCGAGUGGCUGUGCAUCUUCUUCGUCAUGUCGUGCGUGGCGGCCUGCGAGAGGGGCGGCGACGACGACGACGCCGGUGGCUCCAAGGGCGGGCUGGCGACCGUCGCGGAGGUGGCGCUGUGGUCGUUCGCUAUGGCGCUCACGGUGACCAUGACGUUCUGGGUGACAGGCCGGCCUGCCUCUCCCGGCCGUGGCGGUCCUGUACUUGCUAUCUCUGCUCGCAGUCUCAGCAUGUUUUGCGGUUCUUCUGAAUUGAUGCUUGAUUAG